Brachypodium distachyon (stiff brome) is the source of this 894-nucleotide messenger RNA. RefSeq names its product heme-binding protein 2. Lineage: Eukaryota; Viridiplantae; Streptophyta; Magnoliopsida; Poales; Poaceae. The record is from RefSeq and is a predicted model, not a curated record. The transcript has 2 exons. Bases 113 to 775 code for a protein of 220 amino acids.
GAAGCGUGUAUUUAUCCCACCAACCAAUCGAUACCCAGAACCCCACAAAUUCAAUCACAACCCGCUCCGCUCCACAGCCUUCAGCUCUGCAAGCGAGGGAGAUAAACAAACUAUGGCGAGGCGGAGCGGCAUGUUCCUCCUGAUCGCCGCGGCCGCCCUGCUUGCCGCCGGCGCGGCCGUGCCGCCGUCGUGCGAGCGCAGCGAGUGCCCGGCGUACGACGUGGUCGACGCCGCCAACGGGUUCGAGAUCCGGCGGUACAAGGACGCCAUGUGGGCCUCCACCGCGCCCAUCGAGGACAUCUCCUUGGUCGCCGCCACCCGCUCCGGCUUCCUCCAGCUUUUCAAGUACAUCCAGGGGAAGAACGCGUACAACGCGACGAUCGAGAUGACGGCGCCGGUGCUGACGCGGGUGUCACCCAGCGACGGGCCCUUCUGCGCCUCCUCCUUCGUCGUCAGCUUCUACGUGCCGGAGAAGAACCAGGCGGACCCGCCGCCGGCCGAGGGCCUGAGCGUGCAGAGGUGGGCCGGCGCCAGGUACGCCGCCGUGCGCCGGUUCGGCGGCUUCGUGGCCGACUCCGACGUCGGCGAGCAGGCCGCGAUGCUCGACGCCAGCCUGCAGGGGACCAGGUGGGCCGCCCCCGUGUCCGACGGCCGCAGGGCCGACGCGGCGACCGCGUACACCGUGGCGCAGUACAACUCGCCCUUCGAGUUCAGCGGCAGGGUCAACGAGAUAUGGAUGCUCUUCGACGGCAACGACGCAUCUUCUGACAUGUAAUGUGUGAGCUAGCUAGCUGCUGCACAAAUUAGAGUGGCAUGAUCUUUAAGCUCCUGAGGCGACGAAUAAUGUUUAGCUUAAAAACUGCGAGUAAAUAAAGUGCAUCUUUUGGGGGGAAA